GCCCUGAAUCCAUUAGCAUUCGAUAGCACAACAUGUGAUUUGGCUCCUAACAGCACAUUUAAUGCAAUAUUAACGGAUCGCCGAUGAAGUAAACAAACAAUCUGUCUGCAAAAUAAAAAUCUCCAAACAAACUCGAAUAUGAAGGAAAAAUGCAGAGUUUGCUGGCUGAAAUUCCAAAACACGGUCAACAUUUUUAAGCAAAGUGUGGAGUUUGAGCUUUCCCUGGCAGAUAUGAUUUCGCAGUCCACCGGCCUUCCAGUUCAAAAGGGAGACCACUUUUCCGAGUUCAUUUGCCUACUUUGCCUUAAGGAUACGCAAAAUGCGUACACAUCUCGACAAACUUACGAGCCGGACCAUGAGUUCACCUGCCAAGUAAAGGAGGAAAACAUAGAUGAUUCACUUCAGGCAGCUUAUUAUAAUGACUCUAAAGAAUCACAAUAUAGAGAGGAAACAGAGCAAUUCGCUUGCCUAGUGAAGAACGAGCCCUUAGAAGAAGACUUUCUAGAUAAUGACAUCUCUUUAACAGCAUCUUACCAAAUAGGGGAACAAAAUGAAGAUUUAAGUUACGAAAAAAUCAAAAAGGUGAAAGGUUCAGCCGAAAAGGCACUACCUUUCAGUUGUCUUCAUUGUUCUGAGACCUUUCGGAGCAGGUAUUUUCUAGAUCUGCACAAACAAGUUCACAUGAAGGAACAGAAAUACUCAUGUAUCCACUGUCCCAAGACUUUUGCCACUUUAUACCAACAUAGGAGUCACAUGGCGACUCACACUGGAGAACGAACACACAAAUGUUCGCAAUGUUUUAAAUCAUUUAUCGGUAGUUCAAAUCUUCAAACACACCUCCGCAUUCACACUGGUGAGCGACCAUUUAAAUGCCUCAAAUGUCCAAAGACUUUCAUACAGAAAACGCAUCUUGUCAAUCACAAUCGCACCCACACUGGAGAACGUCCCUUUAGUUGCCCCAAGUGUCUAAAGAGCUUUAGACAACCAGCUAAUCUCCAAGCGCACCUCAAGGGUCAAUGUAAGAGUUCAAUUUCCCGCGUCAAAGCCCGAACAGAGAAACCACUUUUUAAGUGCACCCACUGCUCCUCUUCGUUCAAAGACCAAGAUGCUCUGCUAGAUCACAUUCACACCCACAACGCUUUAUUUGAAAAAGAAGUCUGUAAGAUGUCUAACAAUGAAAGUAAUCAGCUUAAUGAUAUCAAAGUAGAUAUAUUUAAAUAUGAUGAGCAAGACGAUUCGGAUGGCUACCCAAAUAUCACAGACGAUGAUGACUAAUUAAGAUGCCCUCAUUGUCCAAAGAUGUGCAAGCGCACUCAGGAUAUAAAAGCCCACCAACGAAAUCAUUUUGAGCAGCCGCAAAUGUGCCCCCACUGCUCAAAAUCCUUUAGUUUUAUAUCAACUUUUAAAAGGCACAUACUGAUUCACAAAAGUGAAAAAAAGUCCACUUGUACUAACUUCUCAGAGUAACUGUUGGUACACACAAAGGAAAGAUCUCUUAUAUGUC
This is a messenger RNA of Drosophila teissieri, 1504 nucleotides long. RefSeq names its product oocyte zinc finger protein XlCOF28-like. NCBI's taxonomy places the organism in Eukaryota, Metazoa, Arthropoda, Insecta, Diptera, Drosophilidae. The coding region runs from base 139 to 1275 and encodes 378 amino acids. Gene Ontology annotation, biological process: regulation of transcription by RNA polymerase II. Gene Ontology annotation, cellular component: nucleus. The record is from RefSeq and is a predicted model, not a curated record. The transcript has 2 exons. Gene Ontology annotation, molecular function: DNA-binding transcription factor activity; zinc ion binding; RNA polymerase II cis-regulatory region sequence-specific DNA binding.